This is a messenger RNA of Silurus meridionalis, 5342 nucleotides long. RefSeq names its product G protein-coupled receptor 39 (gene gpr39). Gene Ontology annotation, biological process: G protein-coupled receptor signaling pathway. The record is from RefSeq and is a predicted model, not a curated record. The transcript has 3 exons. NCBI's taxonomy places the organism in Eukaryota, Metazoa, Chordata, Actinopteri, Siluriformes, Siluridae. Bases 586 to 1800 code for a protein of 404 amino acids. Gene Ontology annotation, molecular function: G protein-coupled receptor activity. Gene Ontology annotation, cellular component: membrane.
AUGACUAAUGGGAGAUUCAGCAUGUGCUGUUUAGGCAACUAAAAUGGUAACUUGCGAAAUUAAGGUCUGAUUCUAUAGUAAAAAGCAUAGUGAUUUAUAAAAGUCGGAAUUUCUCAAAAUUCUUUUCUAAUCACACAAUGGUUCGGACAUUCUUUGAGGGGUAAACAUUGUGACUCAUAGCUCCAACUACUGCAGAGGUACUGUUCUUGUAAAAAAGAGGGCCAGACCACACGUGUACACGAAUGCACACACCCUCGGCCGCUGAGUUAAACUGUAAUCAUUAACUCAGAGGGAGAAAGAGAAGCACUGCUUACUUGAACAAAACCAAGCUGAAACUACACGCAAAUGUCCAGGAGGAACCUGCAGCCGAGAAAGGAAGGCCAUUAUGAAUCGGGUGCUAAUAGAGAAUCAGUGAGUUGGAGCAGCUGAAACAGGAGUGCUGGAUUGUUCAGAUACCUCAAUAUGGUUUCAGCAGUAGUUUGAUGAUUAAUAGUGCUGAUAUCAGUGGAGUCUUCCUGAAAAGAUAAGAACAUCUGGGCUAAAGUCAACUGGGAGAAUCGAAACAGGGAGCCUGAGCCUCGGAAUAUGGCUGAUCAGGAGAGAGAGCGCGAUUGGCGAAAGCUGGAGACGAAUUUCGAAGUGAAGGUCUUCCUCACGGUACUGUACAGCCUCAUUCUCAUCCUGGGAAUCAUAGGAAACAGCAUCACUAUCCACGUGACACAGGUGCUUCAGAGAAACGGGUACUUACAGAAGAAGGUUACUGAUCACAUGGUGAGCCUGGCCUGCUCUGAUUUGUUGGUAUUGCUGAUUGGCAUGCCAGUGGAACUCUACAGUGCUAUCUGGUUCCCCUUUAGUUCUGCUUCUGGAAACGUAGCCUGCAAGAUCUAUAACUUUCUAUUUGAAGCGUGCAGCUAUGCCACUAUUCUGAAUGUGACCAGUCUGAGCUUUGAACGCUACAUGGCUAUAUGCCAUCCUUUUCGCUACAAAUCGUUGGCACGUGCCCGCACCGUUCACCUAAUCCUUGCUGCAUGGGUCACAUCUGUCCUCAUCGCAGUGCCACUGCUAAUUACAACUGGGACUCAAGGUCAUGUGGUAGAGCCAGGACGAGCACCAGCUCAGAACCUGACCUUCUGCACCAACCUGCAAGAGUACUGGGGAAUGUAUCGCACCAGUGUGUUCAUAGCUUUCAUUCUCUACCUGCUGGUCCUUGGCAGUGUCGCUUUCAUGUGCAGGAGCAUGAUUGUUGUCCUUCGGGCACCCAUGAUUACUACAGACACUUCAGGCAAUAGUGUGCCUAAACAUGAGAGUGCCAGAGUCAAAUCCUCCCGCAAGCAGACCAUCAUUUUCUUAGUGCUGAUUGUGUGUGCGCUGUUCGUGUGCUGGAUGCCAAACCAGGUGCGACGUGUGAUGACGGCAGUCAAACCCAAGGGGACAUGGAGUAUGAGUUACCUGAUAUCAUACGUCAAAUUACACCCUGUAGCUGACACCUUCUUCUACCUGAGCUCUGUGCUGAACCCUCUGCUUUACAAUCUCUCAUCACGCCAGUUUCGCUCAGCCUUCCUGCAAACGUUGUGCUGCCGUCUCUCUAUCCAGCAUGUUAACAAGAAAACAGUGGAGAAGAGCAAAGCUUCCCACGCCCCGAGCCAUUCACUACGUCCGCUGCUGUGGAAAAAAACCCAGCUCAAGGCCACGCCGCCUUCCAGUGGAGAUGCUGAAACUCUGACCCCGAGUGCAGAGAGCAGUCCUGUUGUUCAGAUCUUAAACACACCUCCACCUGCCUCAUCAGAGACGGAAACAUGAGUCAAUUCAACCCUCAUAUUCUACUACAACCCUCCUCAGCACCCUGAAUCUCAUUAAUUGACUUUUUUUAGACACAUCUGCGUUGUUUAUCCACUCCGUAAAUGUGAACUUUACAGUUUGUCAUUUUUUUUCAUGUAAAGUUUAUCAUCAGUGAUCACAGAAUUGCUGUUGGCUGAAUAUUUUGAUUUGAUGGACCAUUUUCCAAUUCAUCAGUGACUCAGAUAACAUGCAGAGACCUACAUAACAGACACUACCAGGUCACUGCAGUGUUGGAAAUGAUUCAUCAUGAGGUAAUAUCUGGUUUUAUAAUGGUCAGUUUCCUCUCAUGAACAGUUUAAAUGCAUGGUUCACACGCUGUAGUGAGCAGCAGAUGGACUUCACUCAGUUAUCUUAUAUAUAUGGCUCUGCUUAUAAACCAAAAGCUCAGCGUAGGUUUUCAAUUUCCAUUCAGAAGACGCCUAUUAUCUAUAAUGAAUUAAUGGGCAAAACUUUACAUUAAGGUUCCUAACAACUAACAUAAUUUACUGCAUUACUUAACAACAAACACCAGCAUGUACAUGAAUUUAAAUUGAUUUGAUCCACUGCUCAAAAAUGUCCUCAGAAAAGAAGUUUCCUAAAUAUUUACAAGUUAAUGAACUCUGGUCUCUGGAUACAAAUACUCCAACUUCUUACUCAACUUCAGCCCGUUUUUUUGUUUAUUGUGGGCUUCAUUUUACACAUCGAUAGGAUAAACUUUGGGUAAUGCAGGGGUUGAAUAUUUAAUAUAUUUGUUUUUUUAUACAUUUAAAAGUAUAAUCUAUUGAUAGCUGUGUUAGUUUCUUCACUAAUGUUGCUCAUUGUAAUAGAAACAUUGCUGUACCUGGCUUGGUUUUUUAAAUAAUGUCACUUGAGUGAACCUUAAUGUGAAGCUUUACCAAUUAAUGCACUCCAAUCAUUCAGUAGAUCUUUGAGACUGUGACAAAAGUCUAGUCUGAAGAUACUGUACACACAUUACGGCUGCACAAAAUAGAGACAAAUGUCAAAUAAGCAUACAUUUCUGUCUCGUGUUUUUAUUUAAGAGAACAUUCAAGACAUCUGUUGGUGUGUAGAUGAAUUCUGUUAUUGACAUACAUUAAAAAAAAAAAAUAGUGAUAGCGGUGCAUAUUAAUGUCCAUACUGUGCAGCCGUAACAGACUUAGAUGUACACGUUGCAAAGCUUCAGAUCCAACUCUGUUAGGUUUCUGUUCUUUUUUAAAAACAAGAACACAUUAACAAAAUCAUAAAGCCAAGUUCUAAACAUACUCCUCACAGUUGCCUGAGAGAUUUCCCACUUUGGUGAAUUAAGUAUUGAUAUAUUGCAGUAUUGACUAUACAUGUGAAUGUUUUCAUUUAUAUUCCCAUUAUCUUUCAAAACUUUAUACUUUGUAGUUUUCUUUUUUUUUUUUUUUUUUUAUUUAAGAUACACUACAAUCCACUACAAAAUAUACAAACUCUUUAACCUGCUCUAGAAUGCAGUAAAUACACCUCUUCCCUGCAAAAAGCAACCAAAAACAUCACUAUUUAUUAUUCUUCAGUAUUUUCUGUUGCACUACAUACAUUAUCAAAACUCUAUUUAGGAUUGUUUUGUUGGUGGGGGCGGGGGGGGGAAUAAAACAGUUAUGAUUCUAAACAUGUACAAAUUUCAUUUAAUAAUCCUAUUUUUUUUACUGCUUUUAUGUGUAAGUAUCCCAUUGACCAAACAUGUAACAACAGCACAAUGCAUAAAAUCAGGAAUAUACAGGUCAAGAGCUUCAUUUUCACACCAAACAUUAAAAUGUGGAUAAGAUAUCAGUGUGUUUGACCUUGGCUUGGUGCUGGUGCCAGACAGAAUAGUUUGAGUGCUUAAGAAAGUGCUGAUCACUGAAGCUUUUCACACACACCAGUCUCUAAACAGAAUAGUGUACCAAGGGAAAAAAAUAACAUUCAGUGAUUGGUGGUUUCAAUGGUGAAAAACAGCCUUGUUGAUGAGAGAUAUACCUCAUAUUACCACUCUUUUCCCAAACUCUGCUAAGCCAAAAUAAAGUCAUUUAGAAUACCUAACUCAACAAAUCUAGAGAACUUGUGCAUAAAAACUUUUUACUCAUUACAUCUUUACACAAAUAUCUGCACUUUCAACUUCUUACAUUUCCAAAACAGGCUCGUUACUUUAGUUUUAAUCUAUUUGGUAAAAUGUAAUUUUUUUUUUUUUUUUAGCCCAACAACCUAUUUACUGUCAUUGCGCAACUUUUUUAAUCUACCACUGGUGUAUCAUUUCCUGGCUCUCACAAGUGUGGCUAGUUUACCAAGCCAACAAUGAGCAGGCAGAAAGCAACAAGAAGUCUAGUUAAUGUGGAUGAGACAGAGGGAGUCAGCGAUGUAAACAUGACUGAAAACAGAGACAUUCCUUUAUAUAUACUUCAUUAAUCCUAAAGGGAAAUUGUAUAUUUUGCCUUCUUUUUUGUGAUUUUCACUUGUCAGGAAUCUCAGGUCAGAGCGCAGGGUCAGCCACACUAUGGCACCCCUGGAGCAGUUAGAGUUAAGUGCCUUGAUCAAGGGCCCAACAGUGGAGGCUUGGUGGGGCUUUUAUCUACAACUGUAUGAUCAUUGUUUCUGUAUAUGUUUAAUUGUAUGUAUUCGGCUGAUUAAAUAAAUGCAUGAAUUUAAGUGAGUGAAUUGUAGCAACACUCCUUUUUUCGCAGUACUUUAUUUCAAAUCUGGACCGUAAAGUGACAAAUUAGCAAUUAAACCCAGUUAAUAAUAGUGAACACUAGGGGGCGCGCAGGUCACUAAAAUAGGUUGAACACCUGAUAGGUCGGUACUGUUUCCAAAUUUGGUUUGUUUACAAAAAAAACAGUGUAUCUCAUAUAAUAUAAUAUAAUAUAAUAUAAUAUCUUUAUCAUCUUCUCUUUCGGCUUCUUCUAUUAGGGGUCGCCACAGCGGUUUAUCUGUCUCCAUUCCUCCCUGUCCUCUACAUCUGCCUCUUUCAAACCAAAAAUAUAAUAUAAUAUAAUAUAAUAUAAUAUGAUAUAAUGGUAAGUAAUUAAUUAUUUUCUAACUUCCGCUAAAUCACUAAAUAAUUGACUUCGUGUGUCUUUUAAACACAGAUUUGACUGUGUUUUUUGCACCAUCUGUAGCAUUCUUUAUUACUGAAGAGAGUUACUAAUACUCUGUCUAGACCGGCCCUGUGGACCGGCGUGCUUUACUACUGCUCAACUGUAACACACAGACAGACAGCAGACAGACGGAGAAAGGAGGGGGUUGAAUGGGGGAAGAGAGGAGGGGGGAAUCGUUCAAUCGUUCGACUUUGGACAUUUGGAAUCGACUCUAAAUUUGAUUCAUUAUAUAGAUUUCCAGAAAGAGUCAAUUUCCAGAGUCCGUUUUCUCCAUUAAAGAAUAGACCAUGAAGAAAGAUAUAAAAAAUGUUUCUUAAUUUCAGGUCAUGUUAGUUAGUUCGCUAAUGUGAAAGAUAAGGUGAGUAAAAACAUAAUUUUGCUGGUUAAUAAGGGGGAAAACUUCCACCCGAUUUAACUUAUUUAACUUAUAUU